AUGUACGCGAUCCAGGUUUUGUUGACGCUGUUCACGUUGCUGCAGGCGGUUACUGCUUUGAAGCUCAAAGUCGAGGCGAACGGAGAAGCGCGUUGCAUCCGCGACUUUGUCUCGAAAGACACGCUUGUGGUUGUGAAUGCUCGGAGCGACGGGUUCCAGGGCGACGGCCAGCGCCUGUCCGUUGUGGUAAAGGAUAUUAAAGGUAACACAUAUGGUUUCCGUGAGAACAUGGGCGAUGUUUUCCGCGUUGCAUUCACGCCCAGCUUCGACACCUCCUUUGACAUUUGCUUCACCAACAACAAGCAGGCUGGUCGUGGAGGCCAGCUGAGUCGUCAAAUUGACCUCGAUGUCGAUAUCGGAGCAAAUGCUCGUGACUGGGCCGCCGUGCAGGCCAGUGAAAAGCUCAAGCCAGUUGAGCUUGACCUCCGCCGCAUCGACGAGGUCGCUGAGGAAAUCCAAAAAGAGCUUGCUUACCUCCUGCUCCGCGAAGAACGCUUGCGUGAUACCAACGAAUCCACCAACCGUCGCGUCAAGAACUUCUUUGUCCUCAUUAUUCUCGCAUUCGUUGGCUUGGGCGCUUGGCAGAUUCAAUACCUACGGGCCUACUUCCGUUCCAAACAUAUUAUUUAG
This is a messenger RNA of Wickerhamiella sorbophila, 630 nucleotides long. Its product is annotated as Endoplasmic reticulum vesicle protein 25. Gene Ontology annotation, cellular component: COPII-coated ER to Golgi transport vesicle; Golgi apparatus; endoplasmic reticulum-Golgi intermediate compartment. The transcript has a single exon. Bases 1 to 630 code for a protein of 209 amino acids. NCBI's taxonomy places the organism in Eukaryota, Fungi, Ascomycota, Dipodascomycetes, Dipodascales, Trichomonascaceae. Gene Ontology annotation, biological process: endoplasmic reticulum to Golgi vesicle-mediated transport; Golgi organization; intracellular protein transport. The record is from RefSeq and is a predicted model, not a curated record.